AUGGCGGGUGAUGCCAUCUUGAUCAUGAAGGGCUUGACGAAGCUUAGUAAAGCAGUCCUAGAAACCCAAGCAGGACAGCUUCGGCAGGUGCUCUUUGGGGGUGAUGCAGUUACCAUUGCAAAGACUCUACAGGCUGCUGCUGAAGAACAGUUCAGUUCUGCCUUGGGGAAAAUGCAGGAAUUAGGCAUACAGCAGGAGAACUUAACUGAUCUCGAUGAGAAUUUUGGGAAGGACUAUGACUUUUCAGCCCGAGACUCAUCAGAUGCUCCAAUGGACUUCUCCACUGCCCCCAGCAAGCCCCAUGAACACAGCAGUGAAGGCCCUGCUUACUCUUACACUACGAAUGGACCUUUAAAAAGUGUUGGUGAGACUGGAGAUGCUGGCAUGGGUCAGAAGCCUUUCCCUCCCAAGAUGGAUGCAAGAUUAUUUGGAGGCUUUAGGGACCCUGGAAAUCCUUUUGCUGCUGCUUUUGGACAAAAUAGGGCUUUUCACCAAGACCAUUCCUCUGUUGGUGGAUUAACAGCUGAAGAUAUUGAUAAAGCCAGACAGGCCAAAGCAGGUUCAGAGCAGAAACCCUACAAACAGAUGCUCAGCGAGCGGGCUCGGGAGAGGAAGGUUCCUGUCACCAGGAUCGGACGGCUCGCCAACUUUGGAGGAUUAGCUGUUGGUCUUGGCAUUGGGGCAUUGGCAGAAGUAGCAAAGAAGAGCCUUAGACCCGAGGAACGCAAUGGGAAGAAGGCGGUGAUGGAUUCUAGCCCAUUCCUGUCAGAGGCCAAUGCAGAAAGGAUUGUGAGAACCUUGUGCAAGGUCCGGGGAGCGGCGCUGAAGCUGGGACAGAUGUUAAGCAUUCAAGAUGAUGCCUUCAUCAACCCCCAUCUCCAGAGGAUUUUUGAACGUGUACGUCAGAGUGCUGACUUCAUGCCAAUAAAGCAGAUGAUGAAAACUCUGAACAAUGAUCUUGGUCCCAACUGGAGGGAUAAACUGGAGUCCUUUGAGGAACGCCCCUUUGCUGCUGCCUCCAUUGGUCAGGUUCACCUGGCACGCUUGAAAAAUGGGAAAGAAGUUGCCAUGAAAAUCCAGUACCCUGGAGUUGCCCAGAGCAUCAGCAGUGAUGUUAACAACCUGAUGACUGUCCUGAGCAUGAGCAAUAUUCUCCCUGAAGGUUUGUUCCCUGAGCACUUGAUUGAAGUCGUGAGCCGAGAGCUGGCCCUGGAGUGUGACUACCUGAGAGAAGCUGCCUGCGCAAGGAAGUUCCAGGAGCUGCUGAAAGAUGACCCCUUCUUCUACAUCCCCAAAGUUGUGGAUGAGCUGUGCAGCAAGCAUGUCCUGACCACAGAGCUGGUGUCUGGCUUCCCCUUGGAUCAAGGCGUAGGGCUGAGCCAGGAGAUCCGAAAUGAGAUCUGUCACAACAUCCUGGUCCUGUGUCUGCGGGAGCUGUUUGAGUUCAGGUAUAUGCAGACUGACCCAAACUGGUCUAACUUCUUCUAUGACCCACAGUUGCACAAGGUGGCCCUGCUGGACUUUGGAGCAACUCGAGGGUUUGAUGAGAAGUUCACGGAUGUCUACAUAGAGGUAAUCAAGGCAGCUGCUGACAUGGACAGAGAGAGGGUACUGAAGAAGUCUAUUGAGAUGAAAUUCCUCACUGGUUAUGAAGUCAAGGAAAUGGAAGAUGCCCACUUAAAUGCUGUCCUCAUCCUGGGAGAGGCUUUUGCAUCUGAGGAACCUUUUGAUUUCGGCAACCAAAGCACCACUGAAAAGAUCCAUGGUUUAAUCCCAGUCAUGCUGAAGCAUCGGCUUGUCCCUCCGCCAGAGGAGACGUACUCUCUUCAUCGGAAGAUGGGGGGUUCUUUCCUUAUCUGCACCAAACUGAAGGCCAAAAUUCCCUGCAAAAACAUGUUCCAAGAGGCAUAUAGCAAAUAUUGGAGCAGUAGGGGCAAGAAGCCAGAGGAGUAGUGCAAUGAAUUAACAACUCUUGUUCUGAGGGCACAGUUCACCUGAGCCUUGCAGAGAGCGUUCUAGCCUCCCAUGCAUUGCACCCCAGCUCUCCAUCCUCUUGAGAUGCAGCAGCCUGUGCCCUGGAAGCCAAGUGUGCGUUUCAGGAGGACAAAGCUGUUCAUUCAUGCUGUGUCUGUCCUACGCUGACUGCCAGUACAGUCCACAGGAAACUGUCUUCUUGAGUGCUUCUGUACCGUGUCAAGGCACCAGCCGACGACCUUGGAUGCCUUUUUAACGUUGUGAUGGUGGCUGCGUAUUGGUUGGGUUUUAUACUGGGUAGGGGCAGGAGGACAGGAGCAGUAUUUACUAUUGAAACCUGUUUGUAAUUCUCAA
Molecule: messenger RNA, 2328 nt
Organism: Nestor notabilis (Kea)
Lineage: Eukaryota; Metazoa; Chordata; Aves; Psittaciformes; Psittacidae
Gene: COQ8A
Product: aarF domain containing kinase 3
Exons: 14
Coding region: 1-1953 (650 amino acids)
Biological process (GO): ubiquinone biosynthetic process
Cellular component (GO): extrinsic component of mitochondrial inner membrane
Molecular function (GO): kinase activity
Source: RefSeq, a predicted model, not a curated record